AAUCUUCUCAAAGCAGCCCAGAACUGUCCGAAAUCCAAACCUUUUCAUUUCUGCAGAAAUAUUAGAAGUUCCUGGUCUCCAGAAGCUUCCCAAAACCACUCGCCAGAAACCCUACUAAACUCCUCUCCUCCCUCCUCAAGACCUUAUAACUCCCUCUGCAUCCACUAACAGUUUUACACCAACUCACGCCUUGGUUUUUUCCUUGCCGCUGGAUCUAGAAACUUCUCAACCAUGCACAGACUCUCCGGGCGCUCUGUUUCCACUAUCUUGCGCAACGGUAGCGCACGCUAUCGCAAAGUCGCUGCGCCGAUAUCCUCUUCUGCUCCCUUCACCGAUUCGAGUGUAGAGAAUGAUACCAAGCGUAGAUGGUUUUCAGUCUUAAGAAAUGGAAGGGAUAAUGUAGCUACUUCUGCAAGUCAAAUGAAUUUGCAGUGUAGCUUGUUUUUAGGUAAGCGGCAUGAGUCAACUGUGGCUGCAUCUGAUGCAGCCGCUCCACCUCCACCACCAGCUGAGAAAUAUGAGUAUCAAGCAGAGGUUAGUCGCCUCAUGGACCUUAUUGUUAACAGCCUGUACAGCAACAAGGAGGUGUUUCUUCGGGAGCUUAUCAGUAAUGCAAGUGAUGCCUUGGACAAACUACGGUUUGUGAGUGUUACAGAUCCUGCACUUUUGAAGGAUGCUGUUGAUCUUGAUAUUCGUAUUCAAGUUGAUAAAGAUAAUGGGAUUGUAAAUAUCACCGAUACUGGCAUUGGAAUGACUCGGCAAGAGCUGGUUGACUGUCUUGGAACUAUUGCACAGAGUGGAACUGCUAAGUUUUUGAAGGCAAUAAAGCAGGAUGCAGGUGCUGACAGUAAUUUAAUUGGUCAAUUUGGUGUGGGCUUUUAUUCAGCAUUCCUUGUUUCUGAUAAGGUUGUUGUGUCUACAAAAAGCCCAAAAUCUGAUAAACAAUAUGUAUGGGAAGGGGAGGCUAAUGCUAGCUCUUACACCAUUCGGGAGGAAACAGACCCAGAGAAGCUCAUUCCUAGAGGAACAUGCCUUACCUUGUAUCUUAAGCAUGAUGACAAAGGCUUUGCACAUCCAGAGCGGAUUCAGAAGCUGGUGAAAAAUUAUUCACAGUUUGUUUCCUUCCCAAUUUACACUUGGCAAGAAAAGGGAUAUACUAAAGAGGUUGAGGUUGAGGAGGAUCCAGCUGAAGCCAAAAAGGACAGUGGAGAGGAGAAAACUGAGAAGAAGAAGAAAACGAAGACUGUUGUUGAGAGAUACUGGGACUGGGAACUCACUAACGAGACCCAGCCAAUUUGGCUUCGCAGCCCCAAAGAUGUGACAACAGAGGAGUAUAAUGAAUUUUACAAGAAAACCUUCAACGAAUAUUUGGAUCCGCUGGCAUCUUCGCACUUCACAACAGAGGGUGAGGUGGAGUUUAGGUCUGUACUUUAUGUGCCAGCUAUUACUCCUAUGGGAAAAGAUGACAUGAUCAAUCCAAAGACAAAAAAUAUCAGGCUUUAUGUGAAAAGAGUCUUUAUUCAGAUAUUUGACGGGGAACUGUUUCCUCGAUAUCUAAGCUUCGUAAAAGGUGUUGUGGACUCGAAUGAUCUUCCACUCAAUGUUUCUCGGGAGAUUCUUCAGGAAAGCCGCAUUGUCCGUAUUAUGAGGAAACGUUUGGUUCGAAAGGCUUUUGACAUGAUUCUCGGGAUAUCCCUAAGUGAGAACAAAGAAGAUUAUGAGAAAUUCUGGGAGAACUAUGGCAAAUAUUUGAAACUGGGAUGCAUUGAAGAUCGUGAAAAUCAUAAGCGUAUUGCACCAUUGCUUCGAUUUUUCUCCUCCCAAAGCGAGGAAGAGAUGAUAAGCUUGGAUGAGUAUGUUGAGAACAUGAAACCUGACCAGAAGGAUAUCUAUUACAUUGCUGCUGAUAGUGUUACCAGCGCGAGGGACACCCCUUUCCUGGAGAGACUCCUUGAAAAAGAUCUAGAAGUCCUUUAUCUGGUCGAUCCCAUUGAUGAGGUUGCGAUCCAGAAUUUGAAAUCUUACAAGGAGAAGAACUUCGUCGACAUUAGCAAGGAAGAUUUGGACUUAGGUGAUAAAAACGAGGAAAAAGAGAAAAUGAUGAAGCAAGAGUUUGGGAAAACAUGUGAUUGGAUUAAAAAGCAUUUGGGUGACAAAGUAGCCAGCGUUCAGAUCUCAAAUCGUCUGAGCUCAUCACCCUGUGUUCUGGUGUCCGGAAAGUUCGGUUGGUCUGCCAAUAUGGAGAGGCUAAUGAAGUCACAAACAGUUGGUGAUACAUCUAGCCUUGAGUUCAUGAGAGGAAGAAGGGUUCUUGAGAUCAAUCCUGAGCACCAAAUUAUUAAGGAUUUGAAUGCUGCAUGCAGGAACAGCCCAGAUGAUAAAGAUGCUGUGAGGGCUAUUGAUCUUCUGUAUGAUACAGCUUUAGUUUCUAGUGGCUAUACUCCCGAGAAUCCAGCACAACUUGGUGGGAAGAUCUAUGAGAUGAUGGGCAUGGCUCUUGCAGGCAAAUGGUCGACUCCUGAAAUCCAGCAGCCAGCAGCCCAACAACACAUGGAGACUGUAGAAGCUGAAGUAGUCGAACCAGUAGAAGCCGGCAGUCAGAAAUGAGUGGCUUCAUGUGUGAUAGGCAUAAAUUAGUCGCCAGAGAUGUUAGGAGGGCCGUAGUCCAUGAAUGAUUGGAAAGAAAUUUUGAGUGCGGAGUGCAUUGCAGUCAGUAAUAUCUAAUCUUCAGGACUUUAUAUUUUGUAUACAUAUAUUAGAGGUUGUUUAAUAAAUGAAUCAGUUUUGUUUUUUCAA
Carica papaya (papaya) is the source of this 2796-nucleotide messenger RNA. The record is from RefSeq and is a predicted model, not a curated record. NCBI's taxonomy places the organism in Eukaryota, Viridiplantae, Streptophyta, Magnoliopsida, Brassicales, Caricaceae.